CCUGACGUCGAAGAAGACGUUGCAGGAGGAUGCCGGAAGUGAUCAGAAAGUAAUCAGACAGAUCGAUGCUGUGGUUGUUCAUUCAUCUGGAAAACGCAAAUAAUAUUUCUCUCUCGGGUUAUUUAUAACCCCGUGACAUUAUAGCCCGGGUUUAAUGAGUCCUUCGUCCUGACAAACGGCAAUUUAGUUCAAGUAGCAGCUGUCCAACAUGGCGGCGGUAGACGUGGAGGAUGAGAGUAUUCUGGCGUCGAUCUUUAAGGACAGUUUCCCGGACAGCUGGAGGGACAACCCGGACUUCGCCGCUUACCUGUCCGAGCUGAGCUCCUUCGGGGUGGAGAAGCUGAGCCGGGAGCCGGAGCGGCUGGCGGAGGAGCGGGCCCAGAUCCUGCAGCAGACCCGGGAGCUGGCCUUCUCCAACUACCAGACCUUCAUCCGCACGGCGGAAUGCACCGAGCACAUCUACCGGGACUUCGGCCGGGUGGAGAGCAGCGUGUCCCGGCUCCUGGAGAAACUGCCCAGCUUUGGGGAAAGAUGCAGGGGUUUCAUGAAGGAGGCAGAGGAGAUCGGAGCCAGCCGCCGCAUGAACAGCCUCACGUUGAACCGUCACACUGAGAUCCUGGAGAUUCUGGAGAUCCCACAGCUCAUGGACACCUGCGUCCGCAAUGGAUACUAUGAGGAGGCUCUGGAGCUCGCAGCGUACGUCAAGAGACUAGAGAAGAAGCACUCGUCACUUCCUGUCAUCCAGGGUAUCGUGCGUGAAGUGCGGCAGUCGACUCAGCUGAUGCUCAACCAGCUGCUGCAACAGUUGCGUAGCAACGCGCAACUUCCUGUCUGUCUGCGUGUCAUUGGCUACCUGCGGAGGAUGGACGUGUUCACGGAGGCGGAGCUAAGGGUGAAGUUCCUCCAAGCACGCGGCACUUGGCUGAACUCCAUCCUGUCCGCCAUCCCUGAGGACGACGCCUACUUUCACAUCACCAAAACUGUAGAGGCCUGCCGCGUCCACCUGUUCGACAUCAUCACUCAGUACCGCGCCAUCUUCUCUGAUGAGGACCCGCUGGUGCCCCCUGUUGGUGGGCAGGUGGUGGUGAACGAAGGGGCCAUCUUUCACGGCUGGGUGGUGCAGAAGGUGGCCGAGUUCCUGGAGACAUUACAGCAGGACCUGCAGCGAGGCGUGGGGGGCCGCCUGGACUCGCUGCUGGGCCAGUGCAUGUACUUCGGCCUGUCCUUCAGCAGGGUGGGAGCAGACUUCCGUGGGCAGCUGGCGCCCAUGUUCCAGCGAGUAGCGGGAGACACAUUCCGCCGAGCUCUGCAGGAGGCGGUGGAAAAGUUUCAGGAGGACAUGAACAUGUAUACGCUCAUCGCCCUGCCCACGGUGUUGGGUGGUACCAUCCCCCCUGUGGUACCCAGCACCCAGCCCGGUACCCUGCAGCCGCCCAUGUCCCUGCUGGACUUCCAGCCUCUGGCCUGUUUCCUCAACAACAUCCUGACUGCGUUCAAUGACCUGCGGCUCUGCUGCCCCGUCGGACUGGCCCAGGACGUGACUGAGAGCCUGGAGGACGCCCUGAAGAUGGUGACCCGUCAGAUCGUGGUGUUCCACAGGGCAGAGGAGACAGCCUUCAGCAGCAGAGAGAAGGAGCUGUUUGUCCAGUUCUGCUGUGCGUACGCUGAGGAUCUGCUGCCGUUCCUGAAUCGCUGUCUUCAGGUCCUGUUUCCUCCAGCUCAGAUCGCUCUCAUUCUGGGUGUUCCUCCGACUCAGCUCCAUAAAUAUGGCAGUUUGGGCUGCAUCGACCUCUCUUCAGUCCUUGAGCCGCUGGAGUUCGUGCUUCCACAGAGAGAGGUGAUAGAAGCGACGCCUCCUGGACUGGACGUCGACAUCAGCACAGACCUGAACAGCCUGACACUGGAAACACAACUUAAAGACCCCAAAACGGAGCCGGAUCCCACAGCAGAGGAGGGUCAGGACCUGAUCCUGGGUCAGGACCUGAUCCUGGGUCAGGACCUGAUCCUGGGUCAGUCCAGUCAGACUCUGACCUGAGGUCUGAGGAGGAAGAGACGAUACAAGACUGACCGACCGGACAAACAAACACUAUUAAAUAAUAACAGAUGCAGUUGGUAAAGUUUUACAGAUUAUUUUUGACACUGGGAGCUGACAUUAUAUUUAUGGACAUUUAUUAACAAAAAAAAUAAUAAUUAAAGUCAAAUGAAAAAUAUGACU
Sphaeramia orbicularis (orbiculate cardinalfish) is the source of this 2215-nucleotide messenger RNA. RefSeq names its product conserved oligomeric Golgi complex subunit 8-like. The record is from RefSeq and is a predicted model, not a curated record. Lineage: Eukaryota; Metazoa; Chordata; Actinopteri; Kurtiformes; Apogonidae. Bases 209 to 2035 code for a protein of 608 amino acids. Gene Ontology annotation, cellular component: COG complex. The transcript is spliced from 6 exons. Gene Ontology annotation, biological process: intra-Golgi vesicle-mediated transport.